AUGUGUCGUGUCCUAUUAGGCUACUGGUCCUACUGUCCGCGUCACAAAGAUCAUGUAUUCAAGUGGUUCCUCGGGCCGAUUUCCGCCCGCGACAUCUACGAGUUGCGACCAGAACUUUGGAUCCAGCCCGGGAGUGGUGUAGACUGUGAUUGCGACUAUGACGAGAGCAAGCGCUCUUACCUGUGGGACGUCUACUCACAUCACUUCAACCGAACCUAUGUAUCUCUUUGCACGACGUGUAUCAGCGUUCGUGGCAAGCCAAAAGCCAUUGAAGGCGAACGUAUACCUCCAUUCAAGUUUCAGGAGCUACAUGAAGUCGAUUGGCAGCCCGAAAUGGGCGAAGUCACAGAAAUCAGCAAUGAGGAAAUGGGCCGUUAUCUUAAAGAGGGUCCGAACGAUGACCGAGACGAGUAUGCGUCUGACGAAGAGAGUUUCCUUGACGCGCGGCAUCAUUGGAAGAGCAGGCGCCGAGCAAAGGAAGAGCAAGCCUCUGCUGAAAGUGAAGAGGACGACACCUCAAGUCAGUCAUAUGGUCAGACUGAUACCUCAGAGGCCACAGAUCAUGAGACCUUCAGUCGACGAGUUUCUUCAACGUCAGGGUUUUCGCUAUCAACGACUGGAGCCUCUCUACCUCGACGGAGUCUUGCUGAGAUUCAAGAGGACUCGGACUCGUCCGAUGAUGAGUACGACUCGUGGGUCGAAGGAUCCGACCGAGGACUGGCUCAUCCCCUGAGUGAGACUUCUUCGCAAUCUUCCGAGUCCCAGCCGCCCGUGUCUGAAGAUGUUCCGGAGGAAGCGCUCUGCUCUCGCACAGACUGGCCGUCGGAACUCGAACCUCCACUCAUCUCUGCGGACCGCUGGCUAAAGGGCCGAGAAAGCUCCAAGCUUACCAGAGAUGAACAGGAAGACUUCCGCGAGGAUUGGCUCAACAUCGCUGAAUGGAGCUAUCUUACCGCCAACUACGAGGAGUACAAGCUGCUCAUCAACAAGUUGCAUCGACUCGACAAACGCUACAUCAGGCGGUAUCCGGGCAUGAUACUUCCGGAGGAUCUCGACACUAUCAAGUUGAGGCUGAAGCAGGUGGCAGAGAAAUGGUGGAAGCAGAGAGUCGCCGCGGGGAUAAUUCCAGAGGGCGAAAGCAGCCGAGCAGAUCGCGUGCGAGUUCCUCGCCGACGCUCGCCGUCUCCUGACUUGCCUUCUGACCGACCAGAGAGAGAAGGUCUUGCAAGAUACCCGGAGCAGGAGGGCGAUAGAGCCGGGGCAAAGGCCAGGGGAAAGGGCAAGCGCUGGGAGCGAGAACAGGUCGAGGUCACUCAAGCACAGGGCAGCGGCCGGGGCAACGGCAGAGGUAAUGGCAGAGGCAACCGCAAGGGAGAUGGACGGGGCAACGGACGAGGCCAAGGUCGGGGCGAGGCCUCGACAACACGUGGGCUGGUGCAUCGGGGUCGCUGA
This is a messenger RNA of Cyphellophora attinorum, 1452 nucleotides long. RefSeq lists its product as uncharacterized. The coding region runs from base 1 to 1452 and encodes 483 amino acids. The record is from RefSeq and is a predicted model, not a curated record. The transcript has a single exon. Lineage: Eukaryota; Fungi; Ascomycota; Eurotiomycetes; Chaetothyriales; Cyphellophoraceae.